AUGCAAGGCGUGUCGGCCUCCGCCGUCGCCGUCGCUGCCGCCGCCGCCUGUGCGCUGUACGUCUUCUUCUUGUCACUCCACGCGGAGAAGGCCACCGGCGGCGGCGCCGCCGCUCCUGUUGCCGCCGUCGACGACGAGGAGGAGUUCACGGAGCUUGGAGGGCUGCUUCGGCCGCUGCAGGAGUGCGUGCGCACGAGGACCGGCUUUGGUGUCGUACCGGCAGCGACGGUGGCGGCAGUGGUGGUGGCAUCCCCAAACGGCUUGUAUGAGCUCGAUCGACUGAAGGUCCGGCCGAAGGGUUUGCUGCCGCCAUCGCCACUAGGCGGCUUAGACGCUAAGGUACCGCUGCCGGUGCGAACAAGGCCGCCCCCGGAGCCAAUACCUAGGGUGGUUGCUGCUGCACCCGCCGCCGCUGGCCCGGCAGCCGUCGCGGCGUCAUGCCCCAAUGAGGAGAUACCCGAAAUGCCGCCGAGAAUACCCCCGGAUCGGUGCGUGGAUCCAGCGGCGCCGGAGCGAGUGCGGCCUAAGCCGUUGGCGAUGGCGGUGGUGGUGCCAACGGUGGCGCCGAAGCUGCUCGUUUCGCCGAGGCCCUGCUGUGCCUGCAUGAACCCCUGCCGGCGUCCUUCACUCUGCGUGCGUAUGACUAUGCGCUGGCAGCAGCAGCCGUCGGGGCCCAGCAGCGCCGCUGCCGAAUGGCAACGCGCCGCCGCGAAGGCCGCAUUCAGUGAGUGCACAACGGCGGGUCCCUGGGCUCAGCCCGCCGGCGCCCAGCCCAGCGGCCAGCAGCAUCACAUUCUUGAGGAUGGCGCAGGCGGUGCGAAAGAGCUGUUGGGACCCAAGUCGCUGGCGGAGCAGGGACUGACCGACCCUUUCCAAGCGGUGGUGACGUCGGACGACUUAGCACACUUCAAGCCCGCACCCGACGUCUUCUUCCUGGCGGCGAAGAAGCUGGGGCUCAAGCCGGAGGAGUGCGUGCCCACACGUACUGGCGCAACUAGCACUCCCUGCAAGGCUCAGCAGCCCAGCGGGGGAACCAUCACCAUCAUUAUUAACACCAUCACGCCGCAGACCCGCUCGCUCAACUUGCCCAUGCUGGAGCACGCACAGUAA
Volvox carteri f. nagariensis is the source of this 1110-nucleotide messenger RNA. RefSeq lists its product as uncharacterized. The transcript has 6 exons. Bases 1 to 1110 code for a protein of 369 amino acids. Lineage: Eukaryota; Viridiplantae; Chlorophyta; Chlorophyceae; Chlamydomonadales; Volvocaceae. The record is from RefSeq and is a predicted model, not a curated record. Gene Ontology annotation, molecular function: sugar-phosphatase activity; beta-phosphoglucomutase activity.